CUGUACUGCCGGUCAAAAUCAUAACAUUAUAAAAAAGAAAAAAAAGGUGUUCAUGACAGGAAUACGGCAGCCGAGAACGGAGACGCGUAGCGCCAAAAAGAUCACGUGAUCUGGGUACCUCCUCCCCUUACCACACAUACCCUGUCCACCCACCCGCAGCCACCCCACUCACACGCCACGCGGCGCGGCAGUCGACAACUGCGUGUUUUACGGUCGCAGAUCGAAGCGCGAUAAGAGAGAGAAAGAGUGGGGGAGAGUUUAGGGAGGGAUCGGAUCACCCAUUUUCUGUCGUCAGCAGCAGUUCAGAAGACAAAGCUCCACACGGCACGACUGCAAGCCGAGGGUUAGGUAUGUGUCGUGUUCUAGCCUUCACUGUUCCCGUCUUGUUUUGUUUUCUGCGUCGAGUAGGCGGCAACCCCACGACUUGUGGUGCACAGGUAGGUGGAAUCUUGACUUCUGACUUGUCAGAAAAUAGCAAAGACGAGAAACUUUCGAUGCAACUAUUGCAGAACAGUAUAGGCGUGGACCUGAAUGACAUCCAUGUUUUGUGAGUAGACAACGAAAGAUCAAACGGGAAAGGGUUUGAGGGGAGGGGAGAUGGACAACAUAUCUACCCAAAAAAGUUCUAGUCUAAGGUCACCGACUUCUGGUGAACGUGGGUACCCGGGUGGCACAUAUACCCACCAGACACAUCAAAGUCGCUCGCUGACGAAAGAUUGGGCUACGUUGUUGUUUGUUAUCGGACGAGAGUAACAACAUGCUAUCACAACAUAUGGCAUAACUACAGUUCUCAAGACUUGCUGUCGUUGUUGUGCGGGUUACCAAACUGAAUCUGCAUCGAAACGAUCUUGUUUUCUUAGCUCCUCAGACGCCUUCAAAACAGUGUUUGAAAAAAAAAAAUCAAAAGAAGGAAGGUGUGUGUGCAGCGACCCUAAAGGUGGAGGGGCCUACCAACAAGGAUUUUGCAUAAUCAAGCUCUUCGGAAGCAUAUCCCGCAGUGCCCUGGGUUUUAUCCCCACUCUUACAAAUACCCAUUAUGCCUGUUAUGAGCAUGUGCUUUCAUUUUCUUCUUUAAACCCAUUCGAUGAUCCCGAUAUUCAGGACAUACGACUGUGAAAUUCGCCAUGGAAGUUCGGUGUGCAAAGAUCCUAGAAAGAAUGCACAACCUUGAAGUUGACGCAUGAAAGGGUGGAUCGAGGUGGUGGGUGGUUGAGCCUGGCUUCUGGGUGACAGAAUAACAAGACGACAGCUGCAGGUGGAGUGAGAAUGGUUAUUGCUUCGUACUCAUGGAUCGAAGUUAUUUACGGCAAGGGCUAUCAACUUUAUCGCCGAUGAGAGAUCGAAUUCGUAGGUGAUGUUUCAUUCUGUUAACGUGUUUCAUCUGUGUCGAGUCUGAGUACAGAACGGCCUGGAAAUGCUGUCCAACCUUCCAGGAGGACCGAGAGACUUUACCAGAUUUCAGACUGGAACUUAUUAAGGGUGUCAAGAGCUAAGACGAGAAAAGACAUGGCUUCCAGAGUAGACUCCCAGGUUGGUUCGUCCAUUAGGAGGAGGCACCAAGAUUCCGGUGGCUAUUAGAGCUGUGGCGGUUCCUCCGAUGGUCUCCAAUGCCAACAGGAGAGAUCGACUAAAAAGACAGAAUGUGGCAGCCUUGUCGGCCCCAGAACCACUGACCCUAAACGGUCCAGCCCCUGAAGAUGGACUUGUGGGCGCGAACACGGCACGAAGUACAUCCCUGGCAACAACCAGAAGUCAGAAUCCGCCAAUGUCCCUGGCCGUCAGGGCUGGCUUGCAGCGCGUGUACCUGGAGGGCAUGGAUUUCAUGAAGGCCAGGGUCAAGGACGUGCUGGACGACCUUAAACACCUGCAGUGCGAGUACUACAGCGCGAUGCAGCCAAACGAAGAAGAGUUCGAAGCCUACCUGAAAAGUUGCGACAGGCACCUCCUGCGGGCCAACGCGCAGCUGCGGAAACGUUCUCAGCAGCUGGAAGUCAUCGACAGCGAGACGCGGCUCGUCUCUCUUCUGAAUCAGCUGCGCGAGCUCGGCAGCGGCGACGAUGGUGAAGAGGACGGCAACAACGACGUCGAUCACGAGUGCGUCGCUUUUUUGACGGAGUUCUGGGGGAAGCUCAAAUCAGCCUUCGAGAGCCUGCGAGCCGUGGUGACUAAGUUCCAGGCCAACGUCCUGAAUCGCCUGAAGCUGAACUACAUCAGCUACAAUGACACCGACAUCCACCUUGACGUAUGUAUACAGUACACGGGGGAUAUUUCAGAGUACAUGAAGCAGAUCGAGCAGAUCCUCACUAAUGCGCAGAUACUGCUGAAGAGCUUCGACAGUGGAGUCCACCAGGACCUCUUCCAGAAGACACCCUUCGCCGAGCUCAUCCUGCUGAGCUGCGAUCUGAAGGCCUUCCCGCUGCUGCGGUUCGUCGGCGACGUGUGCUACAAGAUGGACUGCAUGUGCGACCUGGCGUACCAGUGGUUGAAAAGGGACGAGCAGUUUAUGCACGAGAUUCACGAUUUCAUUCGGCAGACGAGGACCAUGACCCGCAAGAGAGAAGAGGAUUUGAGGUCGCAGAAAGAGAAGCAAAAGAAGUACGAGAAGAGCCUGAAGGCUGCCACCAUCUUGCUGAAGAACAACCGCGAGAAGCUGCACAAGAUCGAGGCCGAGCUGUACGUGCUGGAGCAGCAGCUGAACGACAGCGAGCACGAGCGCCGCGUGCGUCACGACGAGAUGCAGCAGAAGGAGAGCAUGGCGGACUUCCUCAAGCUGACUUUGGCCAACACCAAGCGCAACUACAACCUGCAGACCAAGCGCUCGCGACUUGUACAACAGGUAAAGGAGCUGAAAGAGCUGCUGGGAGCCAUGGAGAAAGACCUGCUUGCCAUACAAGAUGAGAUUCACGUCAAAUCAGAGGAGAAGGUUCGCCUCUCGGUUAAGGUCGAAAACGGGGAAAAGUCAUACGAAGCCCUGCGCAGCGACGCGGACCGAAUCUCCGACAGUCUGGAGGAGCUGGAGUCCGAGGUGACGUCCUUGUCCGGGCAGCUGCUGCAGCUGGAGAUCAUCCACCACCUGAAGACGAGCCCCGAGAAGGUGGAGGAAAUCUACGAUCGGCCAUCGACAGUGAAGCUGGCGCCGUCUCUCAAAGAGAAAAUUAAAGAGAGGAAGAGACACGUUCUACCGAAGCCUUAGCGUCCGUUGAGAGUGAGGUGCAGGGAUGAGGGCACUGAAACCACAAACUUUCAUGGGAGGAUAUAUAGCUGUCUGCCUCCCGAACUUAUUCCGAGGUUCCAAGUAGCUUGGCGCGAAGCUUAAGGCCCUUCCGUUUGUACUAUGCGCAUGCUCAGUUGCCUAUCUACCUGGUAUUUAUUGUUUAUAAUCUACAGUUUGUUUUAAAAGGAAAUUUAUAAAAACAAAUUCACAUGAAAAGAAGGAAAAAUCUGUUUAUGGACAAUCACAGUGCAGUUAGCGUUGGCCGGAUCAGCCAAAGCUCUUGGGCAAACGAGAAUGGAAAUGGUUAGUUUCUCGCUCCCGCUCUCAGACUAUAUAUAUAUAUCUGGACUGCUUGCCGACGAAGUUUCCUCUUCUAAAUCGAGGCCAAAGCAUAAAUUCACUUCCGGGCGUCACGCGCAUGCUCACACCGUUUCCAAAACUGAUGACUGAUGGAAACAUAUCUUCAAAGUGACGAAGACAAUGAGUGCAUGGUUUGUUGAUGAGAGCACCAGAGUGCACUAUUUCAUUUCCGGGUGAGCAAAUGUUAAUUAAUAAUCAGAAUAGAGGAGGAUGAAGCUGUACAUAAUACAUUCGUUUUCACUUUUGAUGAGACUGAAACAGUCGUUUUGUAAUUGUGUGUCCAGCGGUCCAGUAUAAGUCAAAACCCUCAGAUUUAACCAACAGGGAUUUAAGACGGAUUUUUAGGAGGCGAGGGUUUGAAAUAAAUAAGUAAAGGAGAGCGCCUAGAAAAUCGAAACGCGAGUCUCUCUCUUUUUUUCUCUCUCUCACGAGAGAGAGGGAGGAAAGCAUUAAAAUACAAUAUAAUGUGAGUUCAGUCACGCUGACAGAGCUGAAGGGUUGGGGGAGAAGACGUGUGAAUGUGUGCACUCAACCGUGAUUUAUGUCAGCGUAGUGUUAGUAGUUAUUAAAAAAAAAAAGUUUGGCGUUUGAGGAUAAAUUGACCUUGACUUGGCACUCAUGUAGGAAUGGUUAAUAUUGUUUGUUACUUUUUUCCUAAAUGAAAUGAAUAUGGUGAAAAUAAUUUAUGGAUAAUUAAUACAUGUGUACCUUUGCUAAUUUAUUAACAAAAAACUCCAGAGCGCAAUAGUUGUGGGAAAUAGCGUGCAGUGGGGAAGGCUGAGAGAAUGGCAUUUGCAAAUUUCCUGUGAUGAAGUCUUGGACUCGGAACUCAAUAUUUGUGGAAGUCUUCGAUUUGAUUGUCUUGCUCAAUGUUGCAGGCCUAUUUAUUUUAAUUGUUUAUCAGUUGCACCUUACGUAUACAUAAUAUCAUUCUGUUGUCAGAUCUUUUAAGUAAUUUUUUUAUGAUUGCUGGAGUUUAAAAGUUCAAAAGAACUUACAAAAGGAACUUUUUAUUACUUCGUUUCAUUCUACAGCGUCAAGCACAAAAUAAAAAGAAAAUGUCGCUAUAACUUCCGCCUGAGCCCCUCUUAGCGGAUUGAUUGUUCGAGAAGGUAACCUAAUGAAGAACACACAAUUAAGACAAUUUUAUACAUAAAACACUUUUAUCACGUGGAAAUGCUUGAAUUUCCGGCAUGGUCUUAUUCAUGUAAUCAGUAAAAAGCAAAGCAAAACAAAA
Molecule: messenger RNA, 4811 nt
Organism: Pomacea canaliculata
Lineage: Eukaryota; Metazoa; Mollusca; Gastropoda; Architaenioglossa; Ampullariidae
Source: RefSeq, a predicted model, not a curated record